This is a messenger RNA of Somion occarium, 3279 nucleotides long. The record is from the annotation of a GenBank genome assembly. NCBI's taxonomy places the organism in Eukaryota, Fungi, Basidiomycota, Agaricomycetes, Polyporales, Cerrenaceae.
GAGACCUUGUUCUUUGUGUACCACGUCUUAUCUAUAUAAGUAGGUUGGCCAAAGAUUCCCCCGCCACCCCACCCCCUUCUCCCGAACUGCCCUUUUAUCUCUCCCCAUUUCGCAUAUCGCCUGCACUGAUCUUGCUCCGCUCAACAGCCCUCCUGUGUAGUUUGCAUGCCAGUGAAAAGGCUGCUUUCCUCACCCCGAAGGCUAAUAAAACAUUCUGAUUCUUAGUCUGGCCUUUGUGCCAAUCGCCCCUGUCUUCCGCUCUCUGUCAGUUUUCGACUUUCGGAACAUACCAGACUGUGUGGCUACUUGAGUCCAUCUCAUAUUCUCGCAUAACAUCUUCGGACGUUCAAUUACUACCUCUGCGCCUUUGCAGCGAAGGACUUCAUCGAGCAGUGUAUACGUCUUCUACGACCACCUGCGAUAAUUGUCCACUCACAAAAUGACCGGCGUAUUUGUCGGGCCCAUACCGCCACGUGAUUUCCUCCUCGACUUCCUGAGGCUGAAGUCACUACAGAAACCAGAGGCACAGCUUAAAAUCGAUUUCUCCGAAGUGCCAUUCGAGGGAGUACAAACCGAUAUGUACGAUCUCAUAUGCAAUGCUAUCAACAAUUCCGACGUCUGCCCUGGCUUCAAGUUGAUUGACGUUUCGAGCUCAAUAGACGGUAAUAGCGUUCGAUUGCGCCCGGAUCUCGUAUUGGUACCAGCCGACGCUGAAGACCUGAUGGACUAUACCAUUAUGGAAUUCUUUGUCGAGGCAAAGCUCAGCGAUCUCACGGAUUCCUUUUACAACGUCCAGGACACAGCCCUGGAUGAUACCGAGGAGAAACCGACGGGAGACAGCGCGGAGGCUCUCGAACAGAUCGCAAGCUACGCAGCCGCGUUGUUAGCCCGACAGCACAGAACGUUCGCAUUCUCUAUCGCCAUCUACGGCCAGUAUGUUCGCUUCUUCCGAUGGGAUCGUGCUGGAUGCAUCGUCAGUGAUCUGUUUAACUUACUGGAAGACUCGAACCUCUUGGCCGACUUUUUCUGGUGCUAUGCCCACAUGACUCGCGAACAACGUGGCUUCGACCCGACUGUGGUACCUGCUUCUGCUGCGGAAUCCAAACUGUUCUCCGAUGCUCUGUCGCGAUACAUCGAGGAGUCCAAGCCCCGUGAUGUCAGCUAUCUACAACCUAGUCCCGAUUCUACCUAUCCGAUCUCCAAGAUGCAUACUCCAAUGGCGAAGGGCAUUCGGCAGCUGAUUGUUGGCAAACCGUUCUGGGAUGCUGACUCUCCUGACCGGACGACAAGGGCCUACGCUGCGUAUGAUAUGGUGGAGAAGAAGAUCGUGUUUGCGAAGGACUCUUGGCGUGAUCAAGAUGAAGGCAUGCUUUCGGAGGCUGAGAUCUAUGACACGCUCAAAAAGAACAACGUACCUUUCCUACCCGAAGUCAUUGCAGCUGGGGAUGUAUAUGUGAAGACCAAGAAGAAGAAGAUGUAUCAGAGGACACUUAUCAAAAAGUGGUCUACUUCUAACAGCAAAUUGCUAUUGUGGCGCCUGCCAUCUGCGGACCUGCGGACCUUGGUUCAUUGCAGGGUCGUUCAAGAACUCGCCUAUCCUCUCACGUCUGCGCUCUCAUCGAAGGAGGCCGUCCAAGCUAUUCGCGAUGCGAUCGAAGCUAUCAAAGUUGCGUACCACGAUGCAAAGAUUUUCCACCGCGACAUCAGCACUGGAAACAUCAUGAUCAGUAGAUCCGGUCGCGGAAUCCUCAACGAUUGGGAUCACGCACUGAAAGUCAGUCUCAGGGACACACCCCAAGGGUAUCGGGUAGGCACUUGGCAAUUCAUAUCCGUGCCGUUACUGCGGCGUCCUAGAAAAGGCCAUGAGGUGCACGAUGACCUGGAGUCGUCACUCUGGGUGUUACUUUACAUCUCUCUUCAUUAUUUCAAACACACCAAACUUUCCGACGUCGAUUUCUUCAAUGAGUACAACGAGUACAGCCAAAAUGGCAGUGCAACUCGUCACGCGUAUGGAGGUUUAGCAAAGGCGGGCUUCCUAUCCUUGGGACUACUAGAUGUGAAGUGGACGUGUGCUCCUUUGAACAAACUUAUACACAAGUUCGGCGAUCUCUUGGACCGAUAUCAACAACAAUACAACUGGCAGGAUGAUGACGAAUUCGCGGCUUCCUUCACGGACAUCCAGAAACGGCUCGAGCAGGUGGAUACUGUUUUGGAUCUCUUCGAUACUGCUCUGGCAUCCGAUGAAUGGACGGAGAACGAUGUGUUGCCUGAUCAGUAUAGCCGGAAGGACGAGAAGAAAGAGACUGAGAAACGUCAUGAUUCGAAGUCACAAACAGUUGCUCCUGCUCGGGAGACGAGUCCUGUUCUCGUCGCUGGCAUUGCGCCUUCAGUUUCAAUACCAACUCCGUCCUCUAUCCCUGGCAUACGUUCCAGUACUCGACUAGCGCAGCAGCGUAUUGAAGAGCAAGUCCCCGUAGCGGAAGCUGGGCCUUCACAGCUUCCCAUGGAUUCUCGCAGUACUGUAAAGAGAACGCUCGAUGAAGUGCCUACAGGGGUGUCAACGUCUCGUUCGAAGCGGAUGAAGACCGUGGCGCGAAAACCAUCGAAACGGGCACCAAGACCCCCGCCUCCCGAGCGACCAGUGGUAGAGCAUCGAUAUCCCACGCGUUUCAAGUUGAAUCUUUCCCGCCAAGCCGGUCGUCUGAGCAACACGCAGCAUGCAGAUGUCGAAAUGCAGGAUACUCGACGCCGGAAUCCCUCUCGGUCAAGUGCAAAGUCGAAGUUGCACGAGACGCGUCGUCAACAGGUUGCUCCUAUUAUCGAGAAGCCGACAAAGGAGAAGAAACAGACAGGUCGAAAGGGUAAAAAGCCGACAAAGUCAACGGAAGCUGGUGGUAGUCGAUCUCAAGCGAAGACAAGUACUCGUCGGCGACGCGGUUGAUUGUUCGCCUGUGCAUUUUAGAAUCUUUCCUGGCGGCAACACUACGUAUUAUAUCCAAUAUGGUCCCUGGCGUCUUUGGAUCUAGCUAAGCUUCGCGUUCGCAUCAUUUACUCGCUUUAGGUGGGUGGAUAUUGAGCUAAAUCAAUUCACUAUUUCUGGACACGAGUCGUCGAUCAUCUUGCGGAAGGUUCAAAAUCACAUGAAAAGUGACUGCGAUGCUGAUGCGUUGUUUGUCCAGUAUCGAUAUUCCUCCCCCCCCGUAAUUAUAAGAGAUAAAUAAGUACUCGAAUGGGUAAAAGUAUCGAAGCAUGGAAGCAAAUCAACUGGGAUAUACUGAC